This is a messenger RNA of Rubroshorea leprosula, 2575 nucleotides long. The record is from the annotation of a GenBank genome assembly. Lineage: Eukaryota; Viridiplantae; Streptophyta; Magnoliopsida; Malvales; Dipterocarpaceae.
AGGGCGCCCAGAAACUAAUAAGUCAUUAUUAUUUUAUUAUUAUCCAUCCACCGUCUUCCCCUGAUCGGCGGCUGGUUCGUCUCUUCCUUUGGACUUCUGUCGUACAUGAUGGAAAGAUUUUAGACCAUUUCACUUCAUGCAUUUUGCUCUCUCCAUUGAGCCCUGAAGACCCUUUUCAAUUUUUGAUCUCUUUUUCCUGGAAAAGCAGAAUGUAAGUCUCCAAAAGGGUCUUCAAAUUCCCGCCGGACUUCGCCGGCGACUAUUGCAUGUUAACUCCAUGGUCUGCUGUUCUUCACAUUGAACAGAAAUUGUUGUCUGAAAGCAUACCCAUUUUGGCAACUGUGACUCAAGGCCUCAAUAAGUUCUUCGUUAUUUUGCCACCUCUAUAUGACCUUAUUGUAGAGAUUGAGCGUGAUGAUAUCCGCGGGGGACAACUUCUUAACCUUUUACAUAAACGGUGCCAUUGUGGGGUGCCUGAACUGCAGACCUGCAUUCAGAGGCUUCUUUGGCAUGGGCAUCAAGUCAUGUAUAACCAGCUUGCAUCAUGGAUGGUCUAUGGAAUUCUUCAAGAUCAACAUGGAGAGUUUUUCAUUAGAAGGCAGGAGGACAGGGAUGUUGAGCAUGGGUCAUCUCACCCAGAUAUGUCUGAAAAGUUGGCACGCUUGUCAACUGAUGAUACAUCCUUAACAGAUUGGCAUUUGGGCUUUCAUAUUUUCCUGGAUAUGCUUCCUGAGUACAUUCACAUGCGCAUUGCAGAAUCAAUUCUUUUUGCUGGUAAAGCAAUCAGGGUCCUCCGGAAUCCAAUUCAUGCCUUUAGGUUUCAGGAUAAUUUGUAUCCUCAGCAGAUGGUUAGGAGCUCUCAGAAAAUUCAAGGACUUACAGUGCGGUUUCCCUUCCAGAAGGAAACCCCUUUGGACACAAAAUUGGUUGGAGAAGAGUUACUUCCACAAUCUGAGGCUGAUAAGAUCGAAAAUAUGCUCCAGGACCUGAAGGAAUCAUCAGAAUUUCACAAAAGAUCAUUUGAAUGUGCUGUUGACUCUAUCCGUGCUAUUGCAGCCAGUCAUCUUUGGCAGCUUGUGGUUAUUCGUGCUGAUCUGAAUGGCCACCUAAAGGCAUUAAAAGACUAUUUUCUGUUGGCAAAGGGAGACUUUUUCCAGUGUUUUCUUGAGGAAAGCCGUCAGUUGAUGCGCUUACCACCUCGCCAGUCAACUGCUGAAGCUGAUCUUAUGGUUCCAUUUCAGCUGGCAGCAUUAAAGACUAUCAGUGAGGAUGAUAAAUACUUUUUGAGGGUAUCUUUGCGAAUGCCUUCAUUAGGGACUGUUAAACCCUCUCAAGUAGAUGUUCCAAAGGUGAAAGCUUAUAGUGAUGGAAGUUCAGCUGCUGUACCAUCUAAUGCUUCUUCAGAGUUGUCACUUGAUGGCUGGGAUGGCAUUGCACUCGAAUAUUCUGUUGAUUGGCCCUUACAGCUAUUCUUUACUCAAGAGGUGCUCUCCAAGUAUCUUAGGGUUUUUCAAUAUCUUUUGCGUCUCAAGCGAACCCAAAUGGAAUUGGAGAAAUCCUGGGCUGCUGUUAUGCAUCAGGAUCACACAGAUUUUGCGCAACAUCGCAAUGAGCGAAUAAAGUGUUCGACAUCUCAGCAGAGACGGCAGCGUUUUAGACCAAUGUGGCGCGUUAGAGAGCAUAUGGCAUUUUUAAUUAGAAAUCUUCAAUUUUAUAUACAGGUUGACGUGAUAGAAUCUCAAUGGAAUGUUUUGCAAUCUCAUAUUCAAGAUUCUCAAGACUUUACUGAACUCGUGAACUUCCACCAGGAGUACUUAUCGGCUUUAAUUUCACAGUCUUUCUUGGACAUUGGCUCUGUAUCGAGGAUAUUGGACAGCAUAAUGAAACUCUGUCUACAGUUCUGCUGGAAUAUUGAGAACCAAGAAAGCAGUCAAAAUACAACUGAACUAGAACACAUAACAGAGGAAUUUAACAAGAAAUCAAACUCCUUGUACACAAUAUUACGCAGCAGCAGGCUUGCUGGGAGUCAGCGAGCUCCAUUUCUGAGACGUUUCCUCCUGCGCUUGAACUUCAAUUCCUUCUUUGAGGCCACUGCAAGAGGUGUACUGAAUGUUGUGAGACCACGCCCUGCACUACCAGGUCUGAAUCAGCAAUAGCAUUUAAUUAUGUGGAGAAGAUAUCUUAUCUGAGUUCGCCAUCUGUGUGCUUCUGGAGUCAGCUAGUUCCCUAGCCUAGCAGCCAUCCCCGUUUUGACAGUGAGGAUUGUUUAAGCUUUAAGGUGCAUAGCUUGGUUAAUACCUGUUGACUGUCCUAAUCGGGUAGUUAUUUAGUUAGCUCAUAGCUGCCUCGAAGGCUACUGUCUGCUUGACCAUCAAGUACCAGCCCCUUGUGAAAGUUGGACGGUCUCCUGGGUAGCUGCAGUCCAUGCAGCAUGUGUGGAUUUUCUCUAGCGAGCAUUUUUUUUUUUUUUAAUGUAAAUUGAUUAGUUAUAAAAUUGUUACUGCCUGCAUGCUCAUGUGAUCUUUAGUCAGCUAUAUAUCAAUAUCACUCAAAAUACUAAAUGUUUUCUGCAAUU